Messenger RNA from Salvia miltiorrhiza (redroot sage), 1504 nucleotides. RefSeq names its product dof zinc finger protein DOF2.1-like. The transcript is spliced from 2 exons. NCBI's taxonomy places the organism in Eukaryota, Viridiplantae, Streptophyta, Magnoliopsida, Lamiales, Lamiaceae. Gene Ontology annotation, biological process: regulation of DNA-templated transcription. Gene Ontology annotation, molecular function: DNA binding; DNA-binding transcription factor activity. The record is from RefSeq and is a predicted model, not a curated record. The coding region runs from base 295 to 1179 and encodes 294 amino acids.
AGGUAGACUGCUUUUUUCGUUUCUCUCUUGCGUGCCAACUCCCACAUACAUAUUACUUACACACAUCCCCAGCACAAUCUCGUAAUCAUUACACUCACUCUCUCUCUCUCUCUCUCUCUCUAUAACGACACCCCACUUUGUCCUCCCUCUCUCACUCUCAAUAUAUAUAUGUGUGUGGGUUGCUCCAGCUUCUGGUAUUAGCCCCAGUUUCUCUCUCAUCUUCCUCUUCAACAAUCACUUCGAAUUUUUGUGAACCUUUGAUUAGCAGAAGAAAGACACAAGUUUUACUGUUGCAUGGUGGGGAUGGAUUCUUCAAGCGCACAGCACCAUCAUCAGGAAAUGGGAUUAGAAACGCUAGAAAGCAUGCUGGGUUGCAACAAAUCACAGCAAGAUCAAAACAAGAAGCCAAGGCCAGCUGAUAUGCAGGCUCUAAAAUGCCCUAGAUGCGACUCGGCCAACACCAAAUUCUGCUACUACAACAACUACAGCCUCUCCCAGCCCAGAUACUUCUGCAAAUCCUGCCGAAGAUACUGGACCAAAGGCGGCACCCUCCGCAACGUCCCCGUCGGCGGCGGCUGCCGCAAGAACAAGAGAUCCUCCUCUUCCUCCUCCUCCUCCUCCUCUUCCAAGAGAAGCCACGACCCUCCCCCCCUCCCCUCCCCGAUUCCCUCCAUGCCUCCUCUCUCCUACAAUUCCAACGAUCUCAACCUAGCCAUUGCCAGGCUUCAGAAGCAGAAUUCCGCCCAUCUAGGGUUAGAUGAUCACGAUUUCUCCAUGUGGGCCCAGCAUCACGGUGACGUUCUUCCCUCUUCUUCUCACGGCCUCUUUGAUGCCAUGAGAAGUGGGUUUCUUGAGAAUCAGAGCGCUGCAAAUAAUGGGAUGCACAAUUUGUAUUAUGGGAAUGUGGAGGUUGAUCAGAAUGUGGGGAUGGCGACGAGUGGGGCCCGCGAGAUGGGAAUGCCGUCCUACGACGAAUACGGCGGCGGCACGGCAGCGACCGCGGUGAAGCAGGAAUUGUGUGGCGGGAGGGACGGCGAUGGCAGGAUUUUGUGGGGUUUCCCCUGGCAGAAUAUGAGCACCGGAGAUGGCAAUGGAUCGGAUUUCGAUUCCACCAGACUGAACUGGAACGGAAUCGGCUCGUCCAAUUGGCAGGGACUUCUCAACAGCCCUCUCACGUAGAGGGUCCCCGGAAAAAAUUGCAAUUAUUUGUGACUGUGAUCACUAAUAAUUGUAAUUAUUUAGAUCAAGAAAUUGACAUGGAUUAUAGUGUUUCCUAGAGAGGGUUGGGGGAAAAGGGGAAAAGAAAAGAUGUAAUGUUGAUAUAGUUUUGCUUCUCUAGUAUUUUAACUUAAGAGAAAAGCUUAAUUUAUUGAUGUGGAUUUUGUCUGUAGUAAGAGGGAUUUGAUUCACUUGAAUCAUGUUCUGGGGUUUUUUUCUUUUUCUUGGCUGUCUACAUUUAUUUGUUUGAUGACAAACUAAUGAAAUUUCAUUUCUUGUUUUUUUA